UCCAAAAAAGUCUAAUCCAGAGUCGUUUUACGGGCAGCUCCAAGCCCACCGAUAUUUCCCUUGACGAGGACGCUGCCCGACCUGCCCGUGACCCUCUGUGAGAAUUACGGGCAGCUUCAGUAACACCAGCAGCGCGCACACAUCCUCUCUCUCACUUUCCCUCUCUCCUCUGGUUAUAUCUAUCUCUCCGUCUCUGUUCUGUCUCUACGAUCUCAAUCCAACGGUCCACAAUGAACGCAGCCUCUGAUCUCAGUUUCCUCACGUUUUAGCUUCUCAAAUCCCCAGAUCUGCUUCAUCCGAUCUCAGAUCUACAUCUCUGGUUGUGUCGUGCGCCGUACAAAUGGAGACUAACUGUGGUUUAGUUAGUGUGGCUACUGCACUUAACCAGUACCUGCUAACGUGCGCCGGAGAAGCUUUAGCAGCUAUGCUAGUCUCGGCUGUCCUAGUCAAAACCAACCAGCUUUCAGGUCAAACUCAGGAUUUCCUCGGAUCACUAAGAAGCGUCAGCCAUGGAAUCAAAGGAGACUAUCAUGGCCGAUCCUAUUCCAAGCCAUUAGAUGCCGAGGAAGAUGACGGUGAUGAUGAUGAUGACGAUGAGGGUGAAGGUGGCUUUGGAGAAGGCGAAGAGGAUUUGUCAUCAGAAGACGAUGGUGAUGUCGGCAACAACCCCCCAAACAACAACAAAAGCAACUCAAAGAAAGGAGGUCCAGGAGGUGCGGGCGGGGCUGAAGAGAACGGUGAAGAGGAAGAUGAUGACGAGGAGGACGGAGAUGACCAAGACGACGACGAUGAUGACGAUGACGAUGAUGACGACGACGAUGACGAUGACGACGGUGGAGAAGAGGGUGAAGAGGAAGUUGUGGAGGAGGAAGAGGAGGAAGAGGAAGAGGAUGAGGAGGAAGAAGCACUCCAGCCACCAAAGAAGAGGAAGAAGUGAAUCCUCGGAAUAAUCGACAACCUCGCCUUUGGAGUACUAUCUUUUAAUGAGACUUUGGGUUCGCUAACUGUAUGUUUAUUUUAGCUUAUUAUGAGAAGAUUUUAUAAUUAGGAUAAUGUUGCAGUAAUUAUCACAUUUGCUUUGGGAUUAUUAGAGUACUUUUAGAACUUUGAGCUGCGGCGGUAAUGUUAAGAUUAAGAUUAAGAAAAUGCGAUAUUAUUAUCAUAAACUUGGUCACUGUUAAUUAA
Molecule: messenger RNA, 1185 nt
Organism: Camellia sinensis
Lineage: Eukaryota; Viridiplantae; Streptophyta; Magnoliopsida; Ericales; Theaceae
Source: RefSeq, a predicted model, not a curated record